Pediculus humanus corporis (human body louse) is the source of this 1530-nucleotide messenger RNA. Its product is annotated as NADH-cytochrome b5 reductase precursor, putative. Lineage: Eukaryota; Metazoa; Arthropoda; Insecta; Psocodea; Pediculidae. Gene Ontology annotation, biological process: generation of precursor metabolites and energy; superoxide metabolic process. The transcript has 6 exons. Gene Ontology annotation, molecular function: oxidoreductase activity; heme binding. Bases 1 to 1530 code for a protein of 509 amino acids. Gene Ontology annotation, cellular component: endoplasmic reticulum. The record is from RefSeq and is a predicted model, not a curated record.
AUGUUAAGCUCUGGUAAUCCCAGGAAUAAGGUUGCCCUUAAUCCUGGACACUCUCUCAUGGAUUGGAUUAGGUUGGGAAAUUCUGGUAAAGAUUUAACAGGCGUUGGCGGAGUAUUAAAAGAUGUACCUUUAGAUGAAUUAGCAGAACAUAACAGUAAAGAAAACGCUUGGAUAAGUUUAAGAGGAAAAGUUUACAAUGUAUCACAUUACAUGAAUUUUCAUCCUGGAGGCGUUCCAGAGUUAAUGAAAGGAGUUGGUAAAGAUGCGACAAAACUAUUCACUGAGAUUCAUCCUUGGGUUAAUUACGAAUCCAUUUUGCAAAAAUGUUUGGUCGGACGAUUGGUUAAAAACAAUCCGACGGCAACUUCUGACGAUUUUGAAAAAGCAUUUUUUGAAAAUAUCAAAUGCACCGAAGAAGAAAAAGAAGAAAAAUUUAAAAAAGAAAAAAAAAAUGACGAAUUCGAAGCCGGUUGCUCCGAAGAUUCUUUUUUCGAAUCCGACAUUAAAAUGUGUUGGUGCCAAACGACGCAAUGUAUAAAAUUUAUUUUUCAAUGUAAAAUAUCAUCACCUCAAAUCCUCGUCAAACUCAAACCAGAACAACAUUUAAGAAUAUUGAUCAGAGUUAAAAAAAAACUUCAUUUAUACUGUUUCAAAUUAGAAAGAAAAGUUUUGUGGCCGUGCGUCGUUAAAGUUAACACGGAUACGGGAAAAGUAGAAUUAGAAUUUGAAAAAAAAGAAGAAGGAAUUUGGAAUACGUAUGGGGAAAAUGAUAAAAAUCACGGUAUGAUGAUGACACGCGUUGACGAAAUAGAAGAAUAUCACAAAGCCAAAAUAAUAAAUAUAAAUCAAAUAACUCAUAACGUGAGAACUUUUGUAUUUAAAUUUGUCGACAAGGUCCUCAUGUGGGUUCCCAUUGGACACGACGUGAGAAUUAGAGGAAUAAUCGAAGGUAUAGACUACGCAAAGCAAUACACACCCAUUCCGCCGUACCUUCCUCACGGGGAACCCACAUUAAGGCAUUGGCAUCACGAUUAUUUGUGUUUUAUGGUUAAGUAUUAUAGCGAAGGUGCUCUCACUCCUUAUUUGUUUGGAAAAAAAGAACAAGACGUGGUGGAAAUCGGAGGAAUGAGCGGGAAUUUUAACAUAAGAAAAUUAAAUAACGUUAAAAAAUUAUACCUGAUAGCUGCGGGAUCCGGAUUAUCUCCGAUGCUUAAAAUAAUAGUUUGGGCAAUAUCUAAAAAAGAUCAAAUAAAAUCCAUGAAUCUUUUGUUUUUGAAUCGUUACGAAGAAGACAUUAUUUGGAAAAAAGAAUUGGAUGAUUUGUCGAAAAAAGAAAAAUGGUUUAAAAUCACUUAUUGCCUUUCUCAACCUAAUUCUUCGUGGAACGGAUUAAUAGGUAGAAUAGAUGAAAAUAUUCUUGAUAAUUAUUUACUUACCGAUAAAGACGAGCCAUCCAAAAAUUCUCUUAUCGAUAAUUUUUUCAUUUCCGCUUGUGGACCCAUUAAAUUUACUGAAAUGAUACAAGAGUAA